AUGCUCUCACGUGUUGCUGCUGUGAAGGCACCCCGCACACACAACCGUCGCCGCAUGACCGGAUCCCGCGGAAGGAGGAAGGAAGGAAGAGAGAGUGAGCGGCAGAGGCCCAACAUGUCCCGGCGUGCGUUUACUUCCGCGGUGCUCCUCCUCCUCGUCGUGUUGAUGUGCUGCGGCAGUGGAGCUGUGAUUGCUAAAGAGGCGGUUUCAUCCCUGAAAUCUUCACCGGAAAAACAUUUUGGUUGGAGGGAUGUGAAAACAGAAGAAGAAACAGUGGAUUCGCUCUAUGUUCCCAGUCUUGUUAAGGUGAAUGGUGAUGUGUUUGCCGUUGCCGAAGCGCAGUGCAAGAAGAAAGAAGGAUGUAGUUUUACUGGGAUUGCCUCGGAGCUCCUAAAAUUGAAUGAAAAGCAAAAAGAGGAGUUGGAUAAAACCAAACUGAAGACACAAGUACUGGAGGAGUGGCCGUCCGAACAAGUCGAACGCCCCUGCCGUAUAGCGGAUCAGGCUGUUUCUCAGGGAGUGAAGAAUUCACAUGUGAGCCGACCAACAACAGUUGCGAAGGAAAGUGUUAUUUACAUGCUUGCUGGAAAUUACAGUUGGACACCUAAAGCUGGCGAUCAGGUUAGUGGUGCAACUGACUGGGGACUUAUGCUGGUGAAAGGUAACGUAAGUAACGAAGAAAGUAGCAAUGAAAAAAGAAUUUACUGGAAUGACAGUUACUUUAUUCCGUGGAAUUAUAAAGACAAACAACACGAAUCUUUGUUGCGGCUGAUUGGCAGCGGCGGAUCGGGCGUUAAGAUGAAUGACGGUACGAUUGUGUUCCCAUUGGAAGGGACGAGGAAGAAGAAGAACCAGGAUGGUGGCAACGAAAAGGAUGGGAAGACCGUCUCACUUAUCAUAUACUCGAAGGAUACUAAGAGUUGGGUGCUGUCGAAGGGGAUGUCUGCCGAUGGCUGCAGUGCUCCCUCCGUCGUGGAGUGGGAGGAGGACAAACUCAUGAUGAUGACUGCGUGUGGUGAUGGCCGCCGCAGGGUGUACGAGUCCGGUGACAAGGGGGAGUCGUGGACGGAGGCACUCGGGACACUUUCGCGCGUGUGGGGCAACAAAAAGGACGGAGAAGCGAAGGCCGUUGGAAGCGGGUUCAUCACAGCGACAAUUGAUGAUAAGAAGAGAACUGUGAUGCUUGUUGCUCUGCCAGUGUAUCCCACGAAUACUCAGAAAGGACAAGUUAAUGAAAAGGGCGUACUCCAUCUUUGGCUGACGGACAAUACGCACAUUGUUGAUAUUGGGCCGAUAUCCGGGAAGGACGAUGACGCUGCUGCCAGCGCCCUGUUGUACAAAAGUACUGGAAGUGGAACUGAUGAUAAUAAUGAGGAGUUGAUUGCACUGUACGAGAAGAAGGGCGAUGGAGAAUCAUCGUCCGGUAUGGUCUCUGUGCUUCUGACUGAGCAGCUGGAGCGGGUGAAGGAUGUGCUGGCCACCUGGAAAGAAGUGGACGAACGUGUCUCCAAGCUGUGUGCCACUUCAAUUGUUGAGAAGGUUACCUCACCUUACACUGCCUGCAGCGAUGUUAAGAUCACGGCUGGGCUGGUUGGCUUUUUGUCCGGCAACUUCUCUGAGAAAACAUGGAGGGACGAGUACCUCGGAGUGAACGCCACAGUAACUGGUGAGACAACAAAAGUAACAGAGUCUUCAGAUGGAGUGAAGUUCCGGGGAGCGUGGGCGGAGUGGCCCGUUGGCAAGCAGGGGGAGAAUCAGCUGUACCGCUUUGCGAACUACAACUUCACUCUUGUGGCGACGGUGUCCAUCGACGGUGUGCCGACGAAGGAGGGCCCUAUUCCAGUGAUGGGUGUGAAGAUGAGUGAUGCAGAGAAUCCAGUACUCCUGGGACUGUCGUACAACAACAAAGAGAAAAAGUGGCAGAUGCUGUGCGGUGGGAAACCGACGGAGGUGCAAAACCACAUUGAGGGGCAAGAGAAAACACAGCAGGUGGCCAUUGUGCUGCAGAACGGCACUCAGGGCUCCGCGUACGUCGAUGGUAAGCGUGUGGGUGAGCCAUGUAAAUUGGAGAAUACGAAUUCUAAAGGGAUCUCCCACUUCUACAUUGGAGGGGACGGAAGCAACACAGAGGGCCAAGGAGGCGUGUCUGUGACUGUGAGGAACGUCCUGCUGUACAACCGCCCGUUGGAUGACAAUGAGAUUACUGCUCUUAAUGCAAUUAAACCCCCGAUUACGCCUCCGAAGGAAACAAAUGCGCAGGAAAUUGUGUUGCCUUCUUCUGGUGGAACACCGCAUGCGGGACAGGAACCUUUGAAUGGAGGUGAAGGUGCUGCCGGUGGAAGUGCAUCCCCAUCAGCAGUGUCCGCUUCAACGACUUCCUCGGGAAGUGGGCAAUCUGUGAACCAACUCGCGCCAGGAAAGCCUCCCGAUGGAAAUGCAGAUGUGGAUGUCGCUUUCUCGUCUAGCGGUAACCCGACGGUGGGGGAGGGGAGUGCAGAUACGAUACAGGGGGAUGGACCGCACACACCUUCCGUGGGUAAUACCGCCGCCGCCGCAGAUACAAACGUUCUUACCGCUAAAGGCGAGGGGCACGAUGGACCCGCAUUGACAGCUGAUGUGAGCGCGAGCUCUGGUGCGGAUGGGGAGACGGCAGGAGGAACGGAUGGGCAGGGAGAGGAGGGAAUCCAUCCACAGGCCGGGGAAGUAAAGUCUGCGGCACUCAACAGCAGCCUGGGAAAUUCGUCGCAGGGGAAUAACACUGAUGCGUGUACUGUGCGUGAGAGUGGACUGCUGCCAUCGCUGCCAUCGCUUCUUCUGUUGGGACUGUGGGGGUUUGCGACUCUGUGA
Molecule: messenger RNA, 2847 nt
Organism: Trypanosoma cruzi
Lineage: Eukaryota; Euglenozoa; Kinetoplastea; Trypanosomatida; Trypanosomatidae
Product: trans-sialidase, putative
Exons: 1
Coding region: 1-2847 (948 amino acids)
Molecular function (GO): exo-alpha-sialidase activity
Source: RefSeq, a predicted model, not a curated record